UCUCUCCCUCUCUCACAGAAUUGGCUUUGUGGAAAGUUGCUUAUAUUGCUUGCUAAUGAGGAAGGAAGAAGCGAAGAGAAGCGAAGAACCCGAGAGGGAGAGGAUUUACCAGAGCAUAAAAACUUUGCCUCUCGUUGCCGGGUUUGGGUCGUGCUCAUGGCGAACCCGCCUACCCAGGCGAGUCUUCUCCUCCACAAGCAACUCAAAGAUCUCUGCAGGCACCCGGUCGAUGGCUUCUCCGCAGGCCUGGUUGACGAUUCCAAUAUCUUUGAGUGGAGCGUCACCAUCAUCGGCCCUCCCGACACCCUGUAUGAUGGAGGAUAUUUCAACGCAAUCAUGAGCUUCCCUCCCAAUUAUCCCAAUAGUCCUCCAUCUGUCAGGUUUACCUCGGAAAUGUGGCAUCCUAAUGUUUAUCCUGAUGGGCGGGUUUGCAUAUCGAUCCUCCACGCUCCUGGCGAUGAUCCAAAUGGAUACGAGCUUGCUAGCGAGCGCUGGUCACCUGUACAUACGGUUGAGAGCAUAGUUCUAAGCAUAAUUUCCAUGCUUUCAAGUCCUAAUGAUGAAUCUCCUGCAAACAUUGAAGCAGCAAAAGAGUGGAGGGAGAGGAGGGACGAGUUCAAGAAGAAAGUGAGUCGAAUUGUUAGGAAAUCGCAGGAAAUGUUAUGAAAUGAUGAAAUCUUCUUUUAUUUUCAUGGAUCGACGAGCUUCCUUCUUGUCAUCUAUGUCAGAACAAUAUUUGUCGUCUGUGGCUGGUUACCUGCUAAAAAUGGGGUUAAUGCGUCUGGAUGUUCAACUGAAAUCGUCGACCCAUUUUCUUCUAUCCGAGGUUCAGAACUGGCCUUGUGGGGUGCGGGCAAGGGACCUACAAGGACGUGAUUGAGUUCUUAAUUUUCCUCUGUAUGAAAUUAUAGUGGGUUUUCUGCUUUUCAGACAGAUAAGCUGCACACAAAUGAAACAUGAUCUGGGCACGGGUGGCUAAUUGAAAUUUACUUCUAGUUUUGAGCAUUCA
This is a messenger RNA of Nymphaea colorata (pocket water lily), 1009 nucleotides long. RefSeq names its product ubiquitin-conjugating enzyme E2 7. Bases 157 to 666 code for a protein of 169 amino acids. Gene Ontology annotation, biological process: protein polyubiquitination; ubiquitin-dependent protein catabolic process. Gene Ontology annotation, molecular function: ubiquitin conjugating enzyme activity. NCBI's taxonomy places the organism in Eukaryota, Viridiplantae, Streptophyta, Magnoliopsida, Nymphaeales, Nymphaeaceae. The transcript has 7 exons. The record is from RefSeq and is a predicted model, not a curated record.